This is a messenger RNA of Pecten maximus, 748 nucleotides long. RefSeq names its product protein Abitram-like. The transcript has 5 exons. Gene Ontology annotation, cellular component: filopodium tip; dendrite; lamellipodium. Gene Ontology annotation, biological process: dendrite morphogenesis; regulation of filopodium assembly; regulation of actin filament polymerization. The record is from RefSeq and is a predicted model, not a curated record. NCBI's taxonomy places the organism in Eukaryota, Metazoa, Mollusca, Bivalvia, Pectinida, Pectinidae. Gene Ontology annotation, molecular function: actin monomer binding; actin filament binding. Bases 35 to 565 code for a protein of 176 amino acids.
CACUACAAACGCAGUAGGGACCAAGCUUUUAAAGAUGGCUGACAUGGAGGGUAACGUGGAAAACGAAGAGAAACUAAAAGAACGUUUAUCUGUAACAGAUCGUUACUACACACGAAAGUACAAAAUAGGUAAAACUGAAGACCAAGAUGUAUGCGUGCUGGCCCACUCUAAUAGAAUAUGUAUAGUAACCCUGGCACCCAGUCACCCUGUUGUGGCAAAGAAAAAGAAAGUUACUGCUGUAAGCUUUGAUGUCAGUGGAGCCAACAGACUGGACAACAAAGUGUCUGGCAAAGGCAAAAAGGGAGCGCAGUGGCUAAAAUCCGCCUCGGAACUGUGUAAAAUCGAAUGUGAAGACGGCGAAAACUACGUUUUUCCUGCUGGUCUACCAGCGCAGCUAAUUGAGAUCAACGAAAAUCUAGUGCAUUGUCCUAGUUUGUUGACGGAAAAGCCCCAUACUGAAGGCUACGUUGCCAUCGUGCUACCAAAACUGAAGGAAUAUGAAUACGUGAUGAACCGCUUGUCGACAGAGGAGGCCUACAAGCAAGCUCGUCCAGAUAUCACAUAGAAUUUUCCUGCUGAGUAGGCUAUUUCACCGGCGUUCAGUGUAUGACGGAGGUGGAUAUUCAUAUUUGAUGUAUUACUAACAAUUCGAUAUUUACCAAGCAGCAAUCAGAAUUGUUCUCAUUUGCAUUGUUUGUUGAAUUCAUUUCUCAUGUCGUUUGUGUCAUAUUAAAGUAGUUGAGGGACA